Molecule: messenger RNA, 1197 nt
Organism: Perkinsus marinus ATCC 50983
Lineage: Eukaryota; Perkinsozoa; Perkinsida; Perkinsidae
Exons: 1
Coding region: 1-1197 (398 amino acids)
Source: RefSeq, a predicted model, not a curated record
AUGGUACGCAAACGCAGUGAUGAUAGUGAGGACGAGGAUCAGCUGUGUGUUGAGGAGGCGGCUCAUAAGUGGGGAGAGGCCGUAGACUGUCAGGCGUGUCCAGUAGAUGAGCCUGAGGUCAUGACUUUCCGGAGCGCUGUUUCGCUGCUGGUGCGGUAUCAGAUGGUGAGAAUGUUCGAGUUGAGUGACAGGUUUCGACUUUCUCUAUGGACGUUUGACCGUCUUCUCGAGGCCUCGUUGCCGAGGGUUUACGCUCUGCUGAGGGCGGCUUUUGACGGUCUGGGAGUCCCCACGUCAUUUUAUGCAUCGUCGUGGUUCCUUACGUUGUUCGCAUCGGAUUUGCGAGAUGAGGAGGAGGCUAGUGAGAGAAUCUUGGAUAUGUUUUUGAGUAGAGGGUGGAAGGCAAUUCACCGUAUUGGACUGGUCAUGAUGGAGGCGGCUUUCGUUGGAGACGAUUUCAGUCAACUAGAAUCGACUGAUGGUAACGAUUUACUCAUGCUGAAGUUGAAGUGCCUCCCUGGCAUAGUCAUCAGCGAACUCACAGUGGAGGAAGUUUUGCGGCGCAGUGAGGAUUCUUAUGGUUGGGUGUCUACUAGGUUGCUCGGAAUGCUGGAGAAUGCAGCUCAAGUCGAAGGAGGCGCUCGACUGGUUCUGUCCCGAACACAAGGCUUUGAAGUACCUCUUAGUGGUACGCCGGAGAGUGGAGGCACUUCUAGCAAUUAUUGCUCUCGAGGCCGCUCUGAGAGUGUGACAGGCCAGAGCCACACCGGCUGGGCUAUUGUUGCUGAUGCUCUCCCUGAGCAUCAGUUCAAGUUGGAUCCUGACGAUGACUUCGAUCGAGACAUCUUUGAUAGUGUUGGGUCUAAGAAGAGCUCUGGUCGGUGGUCGUUUAAGAAACGAAUAUCGACUCGAAAAGCUAAGAAGAUUUUGGGCAAGUUGUCCCGCAGUCGAUCCGGCAAGAGCCCGCGUGGCACAUAUCAUGUGGUUCGGUCGGAGAUGCUGCAUGAGGAGGACAAUGGUGAUGACAGCUCCCCGGAGCGUUUGAGACGGGCGAGCAGGGUCCUCCCAGUUGAUUCCAGCCCGAGUCAUGAUUUCGCGAAUGAGAGUGUGGACCAGUUGCGGAACAGUGACAAGAAGAAGAAGCACAGUUGGAAGAAGAAUCCGUUCAAGAAGAAAAACUCGGCCAAUCAUACUUAA